Molecule: messenger RNA, 1680 nt
Organism: Musca vetustissima
Lineage: Eukaryota; Metazoa; Arthropoda; Insecta; Diptera; Muscidae
Gene: lili
Product: protein Lilipod
Exons: 9
Coding region: 70-1653 (527 amino acids)
Biological process (GO): signal transduction
Molecular function (GO): transmembrane signaling receptor activity
Source: RefSeq, a predicted model, not a curated record
CAAAGACAACAAACCCCCUCAUCUAAACUGGCCGCUGUUAGUGACAAAAAUCAUCAAUUCUUCGACAACAUGGAAGAUGAAGAGGAAGAAGUUACCGAUAUGAAACUACAAAUAUUCCACAACACUGUACGAGAGCACAUUAUAUUCCUAUUGCUUUUAAUAGUUUUAUAUUUUGCAUCGUACGUGUUAAUUUCACGGUUCAGACGUAAAGAUCGUGAUGAUCUAUUUUCCAAUGAUGACGAUGAAUUACUGGUGUAUCGAAUAAGUUCAUGGCUUUGUACAUUUUCAAUGGCAAUUGCGGUUGGUGCGGCUCUUUUACUGCCCGUUUCAAUUGCCAGCAAUGAAGUAUUGUUACUCUAUCCGAACAGUUACUACGUCAAGUGGCUAAACAGUUCAUUGAUCCAAGGUCUUUGGAAUCAUGUUUUUCUAUUCUCCAAUUUGGCAUUAUUUGUUUUCCUACCGUUUGCCUAUCUAUUCACUGAAUCGACAGGCUUUUCUGGCCACAAAAAGGGUAUCAUUGCACGAGCCUAUGAAACAUUUACAGUAUUUAGCCUGUUGGCAUUUGUUGUAUUGGGCCUGACCUAUGUGCUGUCAGCCGUAAUGGAUCCAGAAAAAAUUGGAUUUCUCUCAUUGUUCAAUUUGGGCAGUGUUCAUUUGCCAUUUUUAUAUUCAUGCGUAUCGUUUUUGGGUGUGCUACUACUUCUCCUUUGCACCCCAUUUGGUUUUGUACGACUCUUCGGUGUGGUGGGUCAAGUUUUGGUCAAACCUCACCUUUUACGCGACGUCAAUGAGGAAUAUAUUGCAUUUCAUAUGGAAGAGGCUAGCGUUAAACGAAAAUUAGCCAAUUUAGAAUUGCAAAAUGUUAGCAUCAAUGAAUCUCUAAACAGCAACGGCAAUGGUAGCUAUACAACGACAGCAACAACAACAUCAUCAUCAUCAACAACACCAUCGUUGUCACAUCUGAUCCAAAGAAAACCCCUGAAUGGCGAAAGUCAUGAUAAUCUAGCUAAGCUCAAUGAAAGACUGAGAGAAUUGGAGUCUGAACGUAAAGAAUUGAAUAAAUUGCGAAAAUCAUCGGCAUUUCAGAGAAAUUUUGUCUAUCCUCUGGCUAUGUUGCUGUUAUUGUUUUUCACCGGCAUAACUGUGUUGUUGGUGGUGCAGAAUACGCUGGAAUUGUUGAUUGGUAUUAAGGCAUUGCCGCUUAGUACGAGGCAAUUUACAUUGGGUAUUUCAUCGUUAUCCAAACUGGGGCCAAUUGGAGCUGGUCUCGAAGUGUGUCUCAUAUUUUAUUUGGGAGCCACUUCAGCUGUAGGUUUCUAUACCAUGCCAUUUAUGCGUAAUGUCCGACCACAACGGCGUAAAACAUCACUAUCACAAUUGAUACUCAAUUGUGCAUUAGUGUUGAUUUUAAGCUCUGCCCUGCCAUUGCUUAGCCGUAUUAUUGGCAUCACAAAUUUCGAUUUGUUGGGUGAUUUUGGUGCCAUCGAAUGGUUGGGAAAUUUCCAAAUUGUACUAUUGUAUAAUCUAGUAUUUGGCACUACAACGGCCCUAGUGGUGGCUAAUAAGUUUACAGCCACCGUGAGACAAGAAUUGUGUGCGCGGUUAGUAGAAAACUAUGUAAUUUUCACAAAUUACAUGUCAUUCAUCAACUGAUACUUACUAAAACGGCGCACUAAAAUC